AUGCUCAUCACGCUAGGCCGACCGACCAGGAUCCGAUCCCCAGUGCGUCUCCAGCAGACAGUGAGCUCAGUCAGGAACUCAGGAGCAUCCAGGCUUUACUCGGUGCCCCAGCCCGACCGAUGCCCUACCCCACGUUCACGGCACCCCCCCGCCCCGCGCCGUGGCCGCGUGCGGGGCCGGGCGGCGCCCUACUGCGUGGCGGAGCUCGCCGCAGGCCCCGGAGCGCUGUCCACUCUGCCCCCUCAGCCUGGCCUGGAUGGGCCUCCGGGAGCUGGCAAGCAAGGCAUCCCGCAGCCGUUGUCCGGGCCGUGCCGCCGAGGAUGGUUCCGGAACGCCGCCUCGUCCCGCCGCCUACAACAGCGACGCGGGUCCCAGCCAGAAACCCGCACCGGGGACGACGACCCGCACCGGCUCCUGCAGCAGCUGGUGCUCUCAGGAAACCUCAUCAAGGAGGCGGUGCGCAGGCUUCAUUCGCGAGGGCUACAGUUACACGCAAAGCUUCCCCAGCGCCCGCCCCCGGGGCCUCUGUCGGCCCCCGCGCACGAGCCCCCGUCGCCCCGAAGCCCUCGUCCAGCCUGCAGUGACCCUGGCGUGUCCGGGCGGAGGGCGCAGCUCCGAACUGGAGAUGGCAUGCUUGUCCCCGGCAGCUAACAGCCAGGGUGGCCCCGGCGCCAGCCUCUGAUCAGGGGCGGGGGGAGGGCGGGAGAGGGUGCCAGAAGCUUCUCUCGAGAGCUGCAACCCAGUUCGGGCCGUGGACAACGUGUGCUUUUUGGAAGAAGCAAAUAAUAAUAAUAAUAUAAUAAUAAGCUUAACGAAGACGGAGAACCUAAACGCGAAUAUUUUCAUGUACAACCAAGGUUGAGGGCCAGCAUCUGUUUGAAACCCGAGGACCCUGGGAACCUUGCCUGAGGCAGCUCUUAGGGCGCAGCACCCCAACCUCUCAGUCAGUAAGACUCCUUAUUUGGAGUGACACAACCUGGCGGCGCGGCGCGCGGCUCUGCGCAGACUCUCCCGCUGCCAGCCCGGCGACCACGUGGCCACGUCGGGCUUCUCCGGCCGCCUCACCCCGGGACGACGGAGGGUCGUCGCCGUUUAUUUGGUUGACCUUUACAGGACUGGUCCCUGAUCUGAGUAGACGAUAAUGUAGGGAGCACCCCUAAAAUGCCAGGCUUGGAUAUCUACCCCACUUAGAAAACUUAUCUCGUGUCAAUUGGGGUGGAGGGGAGAACUGCUUUUUAAUACAGAACGUGGGGUACAACGAAAGGAUCCCCUUGGGGUUCAACAGGAGGAACUUUUUUCUCUGUUCCAUCUUUGCAACUGUUGCCAUUAUCAAAGUGCUGGGGAAGACUGUGCCA
This is a messenger RNA of Dipodomys ordii (Ord's kangaroo rat), 1355 nucleotides long. RefSeq names its product frequently rearranged in advanced T-cell lymphomas 1 (gene Frat1). Bases 1 to 651 code for a protein of 216 amino acids. The record is from RefSeq and is a predicted model, not a curated record. Gene Ontology annotation, biological process: positive regulation of canonical Wnt signaling pathway. The transcript is spliced from 2 exons. Lineage: Eukaryota; Metazoa; Chordata; Mammalia; Rodentia; Heteromyidae. Gene Ontology annotation, cellular component: cytoplasm.